Molecule: messenger RNA, 565 nt
Organism: Acanthisitta chloris (rifleman)
Lineage: Eukaryota; Metazoa; Chordata; Aves; Passeriformes; Acanthisittidae
Product: band 4.1-like protein 2
Exons: 4
Biological process (GO): cortical actin cytoskeleton organization
Cellular component (GO): plasma membrane; cytoskeleton
Molecular function (GO): cytoskeletal protein binding
Source: RefSeq, a predicted model, not a curated record
ACUUGUAUCACCAGAACAGCCUCCGAAAGCAAAGUUUCUAACCUUGGGUUCCAAGUUCCGCUACAGUGGCCGUACGCAAGCACAGACACGGCAGGCAAGCAACCUCAUAGACAGACCAGCUCCGUACUUUGAGCGCACUUCAAGCAAACGUGUUUCCAGAAGCCUCGAUGGAGCUCCCAUGGGUAUCUCAGACCAAAGUCUGCUAAGAGACUUCUCUGCUACUGGAGGGCAGGCUGCUGGUGAUAAAAUCACUGACAUUGAAGCUGCUGGUCAGGCCAAGUUAAAAGAAGGUGGUAGAGAAGAAGAUGGGAGCCCAGUCAAAACUCCACAAUUAGAAUUGCCUCGGGAUGGAAAGAGCAAUUCCUUGAGAGUAGACGGGGAAAAUAUUUAUGUCAGACAUAGCAAUUUAAUGUUGGAGGACCUGGAUAAGACCCAGGACGACUUACUGAAACACCAGGCUAGCAUUAGUGAACUCAAGCGCAAUUUCAUGGAAUCCACACCUGAGCCACGCCCAAAUGAGUGGGAAAAGCGGCGUAUCACACCUCUGUCCCUACAGACGCAAGGG